Messenger RNA from Eupeodes corollae, 6454 nucleotides. RefSeq names its product DNA polymerase zeta catalytic subunit (gene DNApol-zeta). The record is from RefSeq and is a predicted model, not a curated record. Gene Ontology annotation, biological process: translesion synthesis; double-strand break repair via homologous recombination. The transcript is spliced from 20 exons. NCBI's taxonomy places the organism in Eukaryota, Metazoa, Arthropoda, Insecta, Diptera, Syrphidae. The coding region runs from base 115 to 6387 and encodes 2090 amino acids. Gene Ontology annotation, cellular component: nucleus; zeta DNA polymerase complex. Gene Ontology annotation, molecular function: DNA binding; nucleotide binding; DNA-directed DNA polymerase activity.
UGCAACAAAUGCAUGCCGUGUUUGAAAUUAUUUAAUAUCUUUAUUUUAAAUUAAACAAUUCUUAAAAAUUGCUAAUUCUCCGAUCAAAAUACCUUCAGCCCAACUAAUCGCAUCAUGACAUCGCCCGGAAUAUUUUCUAUACGAAUUGUUACCGUCGAUUAUUAUAUGGAAAAACCAAAACCAGGACUGGAUCUUUGUUUUUCUGAGUUUCGUGCCAAGGAAAUAAAGAAGGUUCCCGUGAUUCGAAUAUUUGGUUCAACUGCUGAAGGAGUAAAGACGUGCAUGCAUGUUCAUAGCAUAUUUCCAUAUCUCUACAUCCCCUUCGAUAGGAAAACGUUUGAUACGCUAGACAAGUCAGGCUACUUGAUAGCAUCAAGUCUUGACAGAGCCAUUAAUAUUUCCUUAGGCCAAAGCAAUUCAGGAAGCCAACAUGUUUUAAAAAUUCAGUUGGUGAAAGGAAUUCCAUUCUAUGGAUACCAUCCAAAGGAGCAUCAGUAUCUGAAAAUAUAUAUGCUUAAUCCUCGGUUCGUCAGACGUGCCGCGAAUUUAUUACAAAAUGGAGCAAUAAUGGGCAAAACAUUCCAUACCCACGAGUCACAUGUCCCAUACAUUUUACAAUUCUUUAUCGACUAUAAUCUUUAUGGAAUGAGUUUCCUGCAUGUCCCUAAAGAAGUCCUAAAAUUUCGCCGUAAUGACGAACAAGAAAAUAUUCCAUACCAAAUUCCAAAAGCUCAGAUUUUGGACUCCAGUAUCGCUGCUAAGCAAUCGACGUCAAAAUUAGAAGUAGACAUUAGUUGUUGCUUUAUAUUGAACCGUUUUCAGCUAGAAAAUAAAACCAGUACACAUGCAAAUCCUGGAAUUGAAUCAAUUUGGCAAGAUGAGAAAGUUCGUCGGCAAAAUCUUAGUAAAGAUUUAAAAACAAUUCCUCCAUUAGCUAUUCCUCCAAGUCAGGAACGUCCAGAUGUUAAGCCCACAAACAGUGAGGAUUUUUAUAGAGUUGCGUUACUCAGUAAGCUACAGCAGUUAGAGAAUCCUGCUGAUGAAACCAUGAAUGAGACAAUUGAAACUAUCAAAUUUGUGACAACAGAAAAGAAAAAAACUUUCAAUCUCUCAAAAUUGCUCAUCAAUGCUGUGUACCCAGAAGAAUGUACUCAAGAUGAUUUGUUGACAAAUGCAUCAGUCAUAGACAACCAUUUCCCAAGUGGAUCUCUUUUGGAUAGCUCAAAUCGAUUUUCUAAAUCUCCUUCAACACAAGAAUCAGACAACAGCUUCAUGGACGAAACUAUUGUUGACGAAGAUUUGAUACGAUGUCUCAGCCAGCCGGACUAUGCGAAUAAAACUUUGCGUGAAGAGGAUAUGGAGUUAUUAGACGUAAUGCAAGAGUUAGAAGACAGACAAGAUGAAAACGACAUAGACUUAGACAGCACAUUGGCUCCACUUUCACAAAAUAUCAAAUUUAAUAACUCACAACAUGCAAUUCACCAAAAACUAUCGGCCAACGACUCGAGUGAAGAUGAAUCUGAUAAUGAAUGUUUAAAUGAUUUCACCAUGGUUAUGGACGAUAUCGAUGAGCUUUUGAUACAAUUAAGUCAGCCCUCAUUACCAGAUAUUGCACAAGUCGAUAGAACUGAUGAUUUAUUAAGAACUCCGACCAAAAAAUUAAGAAGUAAGCUUUCAAACACACCGCUUCAUACCACACCAAAACGAUCAAUUAAAACUGAUUCACCAAGAACACCCAAAAGCACAGCUAAAAAGUAUGAGCCUUUACCACUUUUGAUAAAGUCGCGAUCUGUAAAAAAAAAUCUUUCAAGCACAACUGAGCCUAUAGAAGAGGAGCCUCAUACACAUUUAAUAAAAUCAGUAAAAAGCAAUAGGAAAAAGCAACAUGUGGACUUGGAUAAAACGCAUAUAACCUGUGAACUGCGACCUUAUCGUAACCGAAACGAAGCUAAACUAAAAACCUAUUAUCCGCAAAAUCUAGAUUUUGAACCUAUAGAAAAUAAUUCUAAUCAAGUCGAUACCAAUAAGCCUACGAAUUGCAAUAUUAAAAAAGACGAAGAAGAGUUCCACUUAAAUUUGUCCAACUUAAAUCCCGUUGUCAAUGUUAAAAGGUUGUCCAUGGAAAAAAAUCCUAACAACAUUUCUCGACACCAACAAAAUAAUACAAAGAAAAGUGUGCUCACUAAUGAUAUUGGUGGGCCAUGUAUGUUAAAUUCUCUUGAUAAUAGUCACAAUCAAAGCGUAGAAUGUUCUCCAGUUGAAAUUUCUCAUUCGCCAGUAGAAGUUAGGAAAUUGCGAAGAUUAAGUUCAAAACAUAAGGUAAGGAUUUUGCAUGAAAAUUCAUCCGAAAGCCCUUCAAGUGGCGAUCCAUUAACUCUCAGAACCAGAUCAAAAUCAAACGUCAGCGUAUGUCCAUUGAAUUCUCUCGACAAAGAUGAACAAUUCUCAACACCAUUGAGAGAGAAACGAAAUGAAUUUAAAGAUCACAAUCUCGAUAACAAAAAUAUAGUAACAGACACAAUUUCCGAGCCAAGGUCAAUUUCAAAAAGGAGAAAACGAUUGGCUCUUAAAUUAAAAGGAGAAUUAAAAAAGACAACAUUUUAUAAAAGAGAAAAAGAGUCCCUGAAAAAUAGUUCAAUCAGUAACACUGAGGAUCAUGGUAUGAGCGUUGAUGAUUCAAAUAAAUGUCCUGUGAAAUGCAAAAAGCCUAUUCAAUCAAUAACAAAAGAGCUUCGAGUACUCCUCAAAAGAUUUCCAAUUGAAAGCAAAACGAGUACGCAAACAAAAAGAAUAUCAACUCCAACAGAAAAGCCAAAGAUUUCAAGGGUGUUAAGAAAUUCAGAAAUCAAGAGUUCUCCAAGACCUUCAAAAGCUUGUCAUGACGAAUCAUUUAAGGAUACAGAAAAUGACAAUGCGAUGGAAAGUUUUUGUGAACAGUCUUUUGUUUUAGACAAAACUAUUUGUAGUGAUUUAACUGAUGUUCAAACAUUGUCCAAUACUGAAAUCGUUGUAAUCAAGCCGAAAAUUCAGGCAGAAACUUACAAAGAAGUUAAAGACAACUAUGCACUUCACAAUAUUCCUGACAUGGUACACAAAACUCCAUUUUACAGUGAUUAUCUUGAUGCACCAAGCAAAAAAGAAGUCGGUCAUACACUUCUUUGUAUUCCUGUCCUUUCACUCAACUACUUGGAAGACUUCGAAAGUCCAAUAGCUAACCUUGAAAGUUUCACAAAAUAUAGAAAGAAAAUUGUCCAAACCAUGGACAUUCAGCUACGAAAUGAAACUUGCAUAAAGGAAUAUUUUUCUAAAGAUGAAAUCAUCACUGCAAUUCCAACUAAACUCCCGCCCAGCAAGCAAGAUGCUAAAAUAUGGCUAAAGGCUAAAGAACUUUUAAACAAAAAGAAUAUUGAUGCAGAGGAAAAUAUAAUUCUAGAAAACAGCCCAAUAGAAAUUCAUCGUCAAAAAGUUUCGAUAUUGGUGAAUACGGAAAAUGAUGGAGCCUUAGAAGAUGCGGAUAGCUCAAUAUGUAGUCUUUCAUUAACACCAUUAACUCCUCCUAUUAAAACAGAUCAAACACACAAACUAGAAGAUUCAUCAAAUAAAAUUGUCCUAACUGAUAUCGACGAUAAAGGGUCAGAGAUUAAAAGAUCUGAAGAUAGCGAUCAAAAGAAUACGCAAUUUAAUAGAGCUGAUUCAAGUCAAGAAAAGGCUCAAGCGGAGUUAGAAAAGUUAUCUUUUCUCAACAAUCUCCACAACUCGCAGGGCUCAUUUGACUCGAGUUUUGGCAUAAGUCAUGCUACUUUAAAUAACACGUUUGGCUUCAAAGUAAACCUAGAAAAUCUACAACAAGCUAAAUCUGACAUUGAACACAAUCACCUCACGACGCUUUCACUAGAAGUUUUUGUCUCCACACGAGAGGAUCUACUACCAAACCCACAAUUUGAUGCAAUUUCUUGCAUAUUUUAUGCAGUUGAAAACAGUAUUCCAACAUUAGAAAAUUCAGAAGAAUUGUCAAAAACUAGUGGUCUUAUUUUAAUAUCUGAUGGCAACAGCUCGAUAAGUUCAAAUUUAAAUUACAUCGGUUCAGAUGUAAAAGUGAAAGAGGUUGCUAACGAAAUCGAAGGUUUGGCUCAGCUCAUUGAUGUGUGCAGCUACUGGGAUCCUGAUAUUUUUGUUGGCUACGAAAUUGAAAUGUCUUCUUGGGGAUAUGUAAUGGAAAGAGCGAAAUUUCUUGAUUUUAAUAUCGCACCAUUGCUCUCUAGAGUUCCAACACAAAAUGUGCGUGACUUUGUCGACGAGGAACGAGAAAAACUAACAGAUUUGGACGUUGAGACAAAACUGUGCGGAAGAAUUUUGCUAGAUGUCUGGAGGUUAAUGCGAUCAGAAAUUGCUCUUACGUCAUACACAUUUGAAAAUGUAAUGUAUCAUAUUUUGCAUCGGCGCUGCCCGCUACAUUCGUGUCGAGACCUCACAGAGUGGUUUCGGUCGCCACAAACUAGAUGGAUCGUUCUGGAGUACUUUUUCGAGAGAGUACGUGGAACGCUGGAGCUACUCGAUCAGUUGGAUUUAAUUGGACGAACAAGUGAAAUGGCAAAACUUAUUGGUAUUCAGUUCUAUGAGGUUCUUUCUCGUGGGUCACAGUUUAGAGUGGAGAGUAUGAUGUUGAGGAUUGCAAAACCAAAGAAUUUAGUUCCACUUUCACCUAGUGUCCAGCAGCGGGCUCAUAUGCGUGCCCCAGAAUAUUUGCCACUAAUAUUAGAGCCUCAAUCGAGAUUCUAUCCUGACCCAAUCAUAGUCUUAGACUUUCAAAGUCUCUACCCUAGUAUGAUUAUGGCUUAUAACUAUUGCUUUUCUACAUGUCUUGGCAGAGUCGAAAAUCUUGGACAAUCAGUACCAUUUGAAUUCGGUGCUUCUCAACUGCGUGUAUCACCGAAAUUGCUAGGACAGCUUUUGAAGAGGGAUAUGGUAACGAUAUCACCUUGUGGAAUUGUGUUCAUAAAAAAAGAUAUUCGAGAAGGUGUUUUACCUAGGAUGUUAAAAGAAAUUCUAGACACCCGUCAAAUGGUCAAACAGUCCAUGAAACUACACAAAAACAAUACGGCACUUCAGAGGAUCCUUCAUUCUCGACAACUGGGCUUAAAAUUAAUUGCGAACGUUACAUAUGGCUAUACAGCGGCCAAUUUCAGUGGACGCAUGCCAUGUGUUGAAGUGGGAGAUAGUGUUGUGGCAAAGGGCCGGGAAACACUUGAGCGCGCGAUUAAAUUGGUAGAAGCUAAUGAAGAAUGGAAUGUUAAAGUCGUUUAUGGCGAUACAGACUCUAUGUUUGUGCUUGUACCUGGUAGGAGUAAAACAGAAGCUUUUAAAAUAGGCUCUGAGAUCGCUGACCUAGUCACAAAAAAUAAUCCACAGCCGGUGAAGCUGAAACUGGAAAAAGUGUAUCAACCCUGUAUCUUACAGACAAAAAAACGUUACGUCGGCUAUAUGUACGAAUCCCCAGAACAGAAAGAACCAAUUUUUGAGGCAAAAGGAAUCGAAACUGUUCGCAGAGAUGGUUGUCCGGCUGCAGUUAAAAUGCUGGAGAAAACACUUAGAAUUCUAUUUGAAACAGCAGAUGUGAGCCAAGUUAAAAAAUACAUUUGUCGUCAAUUUACGAAGCUUCUGUCGGGAAAGGCUAACAUCCAAGACCUUUUAUUUGCAAAGGAAUUUCGAGGUUUAAAGGGUUACAAGCCAACAGCUUGUGUGCCUGCUCUUGAACUGACAAGAAAAUGGAUGCAAUUGGAUCCCCGUAAAAUACCGCGAUCUGGAGAACGGGUCCAAUUUAUUGUAACAAAUGGGCCACCUGGUGUACCACUUAUUAAGCUUGUGCGCAGUCCUCACGACGUGCUAGCGGAUGAAGGAUUAAAAGUCAAUGCAAUUUACUACAUAACGAAAGCGAUAAUUCCUCCACUCAACCGCUGUCUUUUGCUAAUUGGAGCCGAUGUAAACGAAUGGUUUGCAAGUUUACCAAGAAAAAUUCUGUUUAGCACUGCAAUUGCUUCAGCCAACGAAGUUGUUUCAUCAUCCAAUAAUGGAAUAAAGAAAAGUACAAUAUCCCAAUAUUUCUCCUCGACAAAAUGUAUUGUAGAUUGCGGUCGUCAAACAAAGGAAACAAUUUGUUCAUUUUGCUCCACGGAUGUUACAAACAGUUUGGUUACCUUAGAAGAUAAGAUUUCAAAACUGGAAAGAGCUUUCUUCUUAACACAAUUUAUUUGCCAAUCAUGCUGUGGUCGUCCAUAUUCCAUCACUUGUACAUCGUUCGACUGUCCUGUUUUGUAUGUGCUGGAGAUGAGGAAGCGUGAAUUGAGUAACAUCCAUCAAAUGCGAAACAUUAUUAAUGAUUGGUUAUAAUUUAUUUAUUUUUUUAUAUUUAUUAAAAUAUGUUUUUGUAAAUAAAAUAUUUUGUUUGUCUCUCUAA